Messenger RNA from Trypanosoma brucei brucei TREU927, 1401 nucleotides. RefSeq lists its product as hypothetical. The record is from RefSeq and is a predicted model, not a curated record. Lineage: Eukaryota; Euglenozoa; Kinetoplastea; Trypanosomatida; Trypanosomatidae. The coding region runs from base 1 to 1401 and encodes 466 amino acids. Gene Ontology annotation, cellular component: nucleus. The transcript has a single exon.
AUGGCCGUGGCCUACGUUUUCGAUGGAGCCGUACUGAAGCAAAUGAGUUUGGAGGCAGGGCACCCCAAAUUUACUGUGCUUGAUACCCCAUUGUGUUCAGAUUCUGCAGUUACAUGCUUCGGCAAGGACGAGUUUUACUUCAUUAACGGGAGCGUUCCCAAUGUAUUGCGGCAUUUUGGCGGAAGAAGCGGCUGCACUGAGCACUUUCUCCCAGGCCCAGCUCAUUGCUUGCUGGUGCACCGUCAGAAGGUGUACUGUUGCGGUGUGGAUUGCUUGUAUGUAUUUGAUCCUCUUGGUGAGGAGGUGGAAACCAUAGAGCUUGGGCAGCAAAUCAAAGAGCUUACUGCAGCAGAUCAUGGAUUUGUAUUUGUCAACGACCGACACGAGCUUUACGCUUUCCACUUCACUCGCGGGGUCAAGAUUGUGGGAACCAAAGGACCUGUGUCCAAACUGUUGGGGCACCAUAAUCGCUAUGCUGUCGUUCUUCUCGACAACGGCGACGUGAUUUCCGUUAAUGAGGAAGCGGAAGUGCGGGAGAAUCUUUUUCCACUAAAAAUUAAGGAACGCUUUGUUGCACUCGACACUGGCAUGACCCUUGCGCUGCGAGAAGACGAAUUGGCUCUUCAUAUGAAUGGCACCUGGUUGUGCCUGGAUGGUUUUAAGGGUCGCGAGCUCCAGUUCCUUGGCGUGCCGCUAACCCCCGCGGAGGAUGCGUGCACCAUUUGCUUUUGUGAUUUUGAGGAUGGCGACGGUGUUCGACUUGACUGCGGCCAUCCGUUUCAUCGUGAUUGCCUUGCUGAGUUCUCGACACACGCAAAAAGUUUUGUUGAGAAGGGUGAACAUAUUGUUUUUACGUACGCCGUUUGCCCAUCGGGCUGCGGAACCCACAUCCGUCAUGCCGCUGCACCGCUCUCUGCGUACAUGAACGACUUGUACCGGGCUGUUACCAAGGAUGCUGAAGGGAGGCUUCGCGAGAUGGAAAACAAAACCCUUGAAGAUUUGUAUUACUAUGUCUGUUGUCGAUGCGAGAAGCCUUACUACGGCGGCAACCGUUGGUGCUCCCGGACAAUCUCCGGGGAACCUUGCAAAAAACCAAGCGAGCUUAUCUGCUCGGACUGCAACGACGACUUUCUUUGCCCUUCGCACAAUCAUGAUUUCGUGCUUUACAAGUGCCGGUACUGUUGUAACCCUGCCACGCACCUGUCUUUCGGUAACCGUUAUAUGUGCGAUGCUUGCAACAAGAAGUGGGAAGGCACGGAACCGGAACCAAUGGAAUGUCCAGGGGCUGAAAAGUGUCCUCUUGGUGGUGCCCAUCCUACCGGUGGUUCACAACCGCUUGGGUGCAUGCUCUGCACCCUCUUUGAUAAAUGUGAUGCUAAACACUUCUUCCCACCGCAGUAA